Molecule: messenger RNA, 453 nt
Organism: Urocitellus parryii (Arctic ground squirrel)
Lineage: Eukaryota; Metazoa; Chordata; Mammalia; Rodentia; Sciuridae
Source: RefSeq, a predicted model, not a curated record
AUGGCCAUCUGCCCUGCUUCCCCAGAGCCUGACCCUGCCCAGCCUCCAGCCGGCCCUGCGCGGUCUGGGAUCCCUGCUCCGCAGCACUCAGCCAUGAAGACCCUGGGGACGCUGGUCGUGCUGGGAGCCUGGCUCUUCUCGCCCGCCCAGGCCCAGGCCCCUGAGCGGCGGCUGAAGCCCUGGCUGGUGGGCCUGGCAGCGGUGGUGGGCUUCCUGUUCAUCGUCUUCGUACUCAUGCUGGCCAACCGCAUCUGGUGCUCCAAGGCCAGAGCUGAGGACCAGGCGGACGCCUUGAGGAUGGAGCCCCAUGUGUACCAGGACAUGAACCCCAGGGAGGGAGGUGGGAAGAAGAAGGAGAGGAAGAAGGACCAGGAGGGCGGGGAGCGCAACCUGGGGCUGGAGCUGGAGGAGACGGCAGAGGACCUGGAGGCCGCCAAGAGGACUGCCCUGUGA